AAACCGCACCGCCCGCACCGCGAACAGCCCCAGCGCCAUUAGCUCGACAUUACGAUUAACUCGAUUAACAUUACGAUUAACUCGAUUCCCGGUUCUCCCUCUCUCAGGCACUGCUCUCGCUUUCUCAAUUUCCCCAUAGAACUAUAUAUUGCUCGUCGCUUUUUUCUAAUCGAGCACCACCUCGAAAAAUUGUCGUCUUCAAGGAGAAAAGGGGGCACAAAUUCUUCUUGUCCCAGACUUAGUUGAUUUUCUCCAAUCAGCGCUCAACAAGAAGCUAUGGGAGUUAUAGAGGAUGGAUCUAUCUCAGGAUUUUUACCUAGUACUAAGCUAUUUGCAGUUCACUACCCUGGUUACCCUUCAUCAGUUACACGAGCUGUGGAAACGCUUGGUGGGACUGAUGGUAUUGUCAAGGCACGUAGUUCACAACCAAACAAGUUAGAGCUUCGUUAUCGUCCUGAAGAUCCAUAUUCACAUCCUGCCUUUGGAGAAAUUUACCACUGUAAUAGUUUUCUGCUCAAAAUAUCAAAAGGAGCUGGGGAAACUUUAAGUCAAGACCCCGAAAUUAGCUUCCCAGAAUCCUCAGAAACAGAACAUAUUGUUCAACUUAGAACUGAGCCAGUUUCUACUUCUGCAACCGUUAAAUCACUGGCAUCCGAAGAAGUUCAAGGAAAUAUUUGUGCUGAAAUUGUUGCUCAAGUCUCGGAAUCUUAUCAUUUUAAUGGAAUGGCAGACUACCAACAUGUUCUUGCUGUUCAUGCUGAUGUUUCACGGAGGAAGAAGAGAAAUUGGGCAGAUGUGGACCCACAAUUUGAGAAGCGUGGUCUUUUGGAUGUCGAUCAAGAAGAUCUGAUGAUAUUAGUCCCGCCACUUUUCUCGCCUAAAGAUAUGCCGGAGAAAUUAGUUUUAAAACCAUCAAUGGAAGUGACUUUGAAGCAGAAGCAAGAGACAGUUGUACAACACCGCUGGGAGAUGGAAAUAGAGCCAGGUCUUGCCUUGGACUUCAACAGUGAUGUUCCGAGAAAGGCAAUUUGGGAAAAAUACUUGGCAAAAAGUUCAGAGCAGUGGCUGUGGCAGACUGCUGUAUGUAAUUUGUUUGAUGAACGUCCUAUAUGGAAAAAAGAAUCACUUGCUGAGCAGUUACAUGAUAAAGGACUGAUUAUUGGAGACAACAUGCUUAGAAGGCUUCUUUACCGAGCAGCUUAUUAUUUUUCCAAUGGACCAUUUCUUAGGUUUUACAUCAGAAGAGGAUAUGAUCCUCGUAAAGAUGUAGAAUCACGAGUAUAUCAAAGGAUAGAUUUUCGAGUGCCACCAUCGUUAAGAAGCUAUUGUGAUGCCAACGCAACGCUGAAGCAUAGAUGGAGUGAUAUACGUUCCUUUCAGGUUUUUCCAUACAAAUGUCAAACUUCAUUGCAACUUUAUGAACUUUCUGAUGAUUACAUACAGAAAGAAAUCAGAAAUGCUUCAGCCCAACCAACUUGCAGUUUGGCCACUGGAUGGUUCUCGUCACGUGUGCUUGAUACAUUGAGGUUCCGAGUUGCAGUUAGGUUUUUGGAAAUUUAUCCUAAAGAGGGGGCAGAAUUGUUACUUAAAAAUGCCUCUACCCGAUUCGAGAAGUCAAGGAAGAUGCAGUUUAUUGUAAAAGAUCAGAGAUCCAAUGACGGUUGUAAAGAAGUUGAAAAAGAAGGUAUUGAUGAUGAAGAAAAGGAAUUAAAUGACGGUGACGAGGACGAAGAUGAGGAAGAAUACGAUGAUGAUGAAAUCGAAGAUGACAUAGCUGAAGACGAGUUCAAUACAUAUGAUGAACUUGACUUGGCCGGCGACUCUUCUCUGCAACCAUCUUCAUAUACAGGCCAGCAGAACAUUUCAAAGAACUAUUUGCAGGAGCUCUUUGGUAGUUUUCCAAUUAGUGAUGCUGGUGGCAGUGUAUUGGCAGACACUGCUAAUAGCGAUGAUGAGUACCCGAUAUAUGAACAAUAUAGUGAUAUAAAUUACUCGACUGAUGAUGAAUACUGAAUAUUCAUACACUGAAGUGUUUCUGUCGAGGCGUAUUUCUCAUCUUUAACAUGGGAGUUUCUACUGAAGACCUUAAUACCAUCUAUACGUGUAUACGAGAUCUUGACAAGCCUGCUGAUACUGUAGACGGUUUACAGCAAGUCAGCCCCUGGACUUGAUCAAUACAAAGCUUGAUAUGGCAUUCGGCAUUAAUGUUAUUUAUCUUGUCUAAAAUUGCUGGUGACAAAUAUAAAAACUAGUAUAAUUUGUAGUUUUUCUUGUUCUCAAUAGCAACUUUAACUUUACUCGGUUUAUACGCGAA
Molecule: messenger RNA, 2314 nt
Organism: Daucus carota subsp. sativus
Lineage: Eukaryota; Viridiplantae; Streptophyta; Magnoliopsida; Apiales; Apiaceae
Exons: 19
Coding region: 277-2013 (578 amino acids)
Biological process (GO): transcription initiation at RNA polymerase III promoter
Cellular component (GO): transcription factor TFIIIC complex
Molecular function (GO): RNA polymerase III type 1 promoter sequence-specific DNA binding; RNA polymerase III type 2 promoter sequence-specific DNA binding
Source: RefSeq, a predicted model, not a curated record